Molecule: messenger RNA, 1746 nt
Organism: Alexandromys fortis (reed vole)
Lineage: Eukaryota; Metazoa; Chordata; Mammalia; Rodentia; Cricetidae
Gene: Krt77
Product: keratin 77
Exons: 9
Coding region: 1-1746 (581 amino acids)
Biological process (GO): intermediate filament organization; keratinization
Cellular component (GO): keratin filament
Molecular function (GO): structural constituent of skin epidermis
Source: RefSeq, a predicted model, not a curated record
AUGAGUCACAGGUUUAGCUCUCAGUCUGCCUUUAGCUCGAGGAGCAGGAGGGGCUACAGCAGCAGGUCCUCCUCAGGCUUUGGCGGUGGGCGACAGGUUGUGGGAUCUGUGUGCCAGUCACGCGGGAGGUGCAGUGGCGGUGGUUAUGGAGGGGGGUUUAGCUCCCGGAGUCUCUACAAUCUGGGCGGUAGUAAAAGCAUCUUUGGGUGCCUAGUAGGGAGAAGCGCCAGUAGUUUCUGCCUAGGGGGAGGAACAGGAGGAUUUGGAGCAGGAAGAAGUUUUGGGGGUGGUGGCUUUGGAGGCGGUGGCUAUGGUGGUGGCAGAUUUGGAGGUGGCUUUGGGGGUGCUGGAUUUGGUGCUGGAUUUGGUGGGUUUGGUGGAUUCGGUCCAUCUUUUCCUCCUGGGGGUAUCCAUGAGGUGACUAUUAACCAGAGCCUCCUGGAACCCCUACACCUGGAGGUAGACCCUGAAAUUCAGAGGGUCAAGAACCAGGAGCGUGAGCAGAUCAAGACGCUCAACAACAAGUUUGCCUCCUUCAUCGACAAGGUGCGCUUCCUGGAGCAGCAGAACCAGGUGCUACAGACAAAAUGGGAGCUGCUGCAGCAGGUGAACACCACGACUCGAACCAGCAGCUUGGAGCCCAUUUUCGAGAGUUACAUCAGCCAACUGCAGAGGCAGGUGGAUUUUCUGAACUCUGAGCGGUCUCGCCAAAACUUGGAGAUCAGGAGCAUGCAAGAUGUCGUGGAGGACUACAAAAGCAAGUAUGAGGAUGAAAUCAACAAGCGGACCAAUGCUGAGAACGACUUUGUUGUUAUGAAGAAGGAUGUGGAUGCUGCUUUCAUGGGCAAAUCAGACCUGCAGUCCAAAGUGGACACGCUGUAUGGGGAGGUCAACUUCCUGAAAUAUCUAUUUGAUACGGAGCUGUCCCAGAUGCAGACACACAUCAGUGACACCAAUGUCAUCUUGUCGAUGGACAACAAUCGCUCCCUGGACCUGGACAGCAUCAUCGAUGCGGUGCGAGUCCAAUAUGAGCUGAUCGCACAGAAGAGCAAGGAUGAGGCCGAGGCACUGUACCAGACCAAGUACCAGGAACUGCAGAUCACAGCCGGGAAACAUGGAGAUGACCUGAAGAACAGCAAGAUGGAGAUCUCAGAGCUCAACCGCAACAUCCAGAGGCUGCAGGCAGAGAUCAACAGCGUCAAGAAGCAGAUCGAACAGAUGCACGGAUCCAUUUCCGAUGCAGAGGAGAGAGGAGAAAGGGCUCUCCAGGAUGCAAAGCAAAAGCUGCAAGACAUGGACGAGGCUCUCCAACAGUCUAAGGAGGAGCUGGCCAGGCUGCUGAGAGACUACCAGGCAAUGCUGGGGGCCAAGCUGUCCUUGGAUGUGGAGAUCGCCACCUACCGCCAGCUGCUGGAGGGCGAGGAGAGCAGGAUGUCGGGGGAGCUGCAGAGUCAAGUGAGCAUCUCUGUGCAGAGCAGUCAGGUGACUGUAGGCGGCGGCAGCUACGGUGGCGGCAGCGGCGGGGGUUCAGGCGGUUACGGCGGUGGAUACGGCAGCAGCUCCCGCGGGGGCAGCGGCGGUUACGGAGGAGGAGCAGGCUCCCGCGGGGGCGGCGGGAGCUACGGCUCGAGCAGCAAAAGCAGCAGCAAAUACAGCGGUGGCGGCGGCGGCCGGAGCGGCGGCUCCUCCCGCACUCAGAUAGUGCAGACCUCCACCCACAGUUCGCGCAGGCGCGUGGUGGAGUAG